Molecule: messenger RNA, 8043 nt
Organism: Drosophila mojavensis
Lineage: Eukaryota; Metazoa; Arthropoda; Insecta; Diptera; Drosophilidae
Gene: stum
Product: protein stum
Exons: 13
Coding region: 1945-7575 (1876 amino acids)
Biological process (GO): taxis; sensory perception of mechanical stimulus; proprioception
Cellular component (GO): sensory dendrite
Source: RefSeq, a predicted model, not a curated record
UGUAAACAUAUUUAGAAAAGCUUCCUUAGUUCUAUUUUUUUUGUUAUUUUAUUUUAUUUUAUUUUUUUUUUAUGUACUAAAUCAAUAUACUUAAGUAAAGUGUGAAAAUCAUGCUCAACCGACUACAUAAUACUCGUUCAUGGGCCCAAAAUUAUGUUUUCUGAUUUGACACAUCUUAAUGGGCAAUCAAUAUGCCUAGGUGUAAAAUCACUCAACCAAGAUGUCAAGAAUCGAAUUAACUGAAAUGAAAAGAAUGAUUUUAUAGCUAUAAACUUCAAACUUUUAUGUGUCGCGUGUUUUUUAUACAUACAGACAGAUGGACGAACAUGGCAGAAAACCAACCAACUCUCGUUUCACUUUCAGAAUGAGCGUGAAAAAGCAUUGUUUAGCAAAUGGCAGAAAUCAUACGCACCAUGGUCAGGCCGUUUGCCAAAAACUUUAGUCAAUGCGUAAGCAAAAAAUACGAGCAUUGAGGUCAAGGAUAUUCAUGCCACAAGCAGGCAUUCGCUGUGACCCAGCUGGCGGGAUGGCUGGCUGGCUGGCUGGUUGACUGGCUGAAAAGGAGGUUAAGUUAAAUUGGGGGCAAAUUAAAAGGGAGUUAGAUUUGCGGCCUGGAAUUCCCCUUUUGCAUAUUACGUAUACAUAACUAUAUUCGUAAAUGGAACACGCUUGUGCCGGUAAUUGGAUAUUUCACAGAUUUGGGCUUGGUCAAUUGUUCACUUCUCGGCAAUUGAUAUUAAUUUAUUGGCUGUGCUUUUUAAAUCGGCAUCGCGUGAAAACAUUUGUGCGCCCAGAAAUUAGCAUGAAUAAGCUAUAUUGCUUGUUGCUGUUGCUAUUGCAGUUGCUGUUGCUGUUGCAGUUGCUGUUGCUUUUCCAGUUGCUUUGCUGUUGCUGCUUCUUGUGUUGGACUGCACCCAGUGCAAGGUGCAGCUCCGAAUAAUAGAAAUUAGAUUGAAAGCCUGGUCAGGCUAAGCUGGGCCAUGCCAAAAUAUGAUUCUGGGUUUGGUAUCCUGCUGAUUAAGGUCAGCAAAGCGAUUACAUUGACUCAGCCAAGGAAACCCAGCCCAACAAAACCUUUCCGCCCCUAAUGAGUGACCAACAAUUACAAAAACUAUUCGAGAAUUGCAAUGGCCAAGCAUAAUUUAUUGGAGAAUCAUCUGAGAAAUAUAUUUAGAAGUAGGUCUAAAUUCAAGUAUGAUUCAAGUAGACCUGUAAAAUUGUAUAUAUUAAUUUGUUGAAUUUCUAAAAAAAACAAGCAAAUUCCUGCUAGCUUAGCUUGAGAAAUUUAGCGACCUUGGGCAGAAACCCAGAAGAGCUCUCUACGCUUAAGCCUCUGCACAAUGCCGGCUUUCUCUAAAGAGGCACGCAGUUGCAAUUGAAAAGCCGAAAAAAAGGAAAAUCAAAACAACAACAAAAAAACUAAAUUCAAAUCUAUAGCCAUAGAAUGUCAGUCUAACAACAACAAACACAACAAACAGUGGCAAGUUUUCAUGUCCAAGGCGUAUUUAUGUCAACCGGAAGUAGGUUUACUGACCCACGUAUACGUUUCAAUACGACGGACAGCCGAAGACUUCGUCCGUUAAAGCACACUUCGGCUGCCCAAUAGAGGCGACUACUGCUGGACAUAUCUGAAACUGGCUGCCUUACCUUAGCUUAGCUGCUUGUCCAGGUGGCAUACGAAGACGACGAACAACGACAACGACAACUCGUACUAUAAGAAGGCAUUUUCUUUCAACGUUUUAGUUUUCCAACGAACGGCAAGUGCAUCGGAUCGAUGCGAAAAGCGCGUUGUGCUGACUCCUUAAUUCGAUUUAAAUAAUUAAUUAAGAACUAUGGCACAUCUUCCAGGCAGCUCACAUUGAAAUAAUACGGAGUUCAUCCUGUGCCACCUUAGCGUUUACCUUCAAGGAGUUCUUGCAGAGAGAACAGCACCAAUGAUUAAUCAUGCAGCAAACAUUAUCAUAUUCAUCAUCACCUUCACCAACUCUCAUCUCGGCAAUAGCUCAGCCAAACAUCAGAUCGCCCACGUCGGACACGGACACAGCGACAGGCACAGCCCCAGCUACAGCUACCGUCACGACCAUAGCUACGCCUGCUAUAAUCUCUGUCGACUAUAGCUACGAUCGGAAUAGCAUAAUGUCGCCAUCAGCUCAUAGCAAUGUCAGCCAUACAGCCAAGCGGGAUCGGCGCGGAUCAGAGAUUACCUCGGAAACGCUCUAUAUGGAGAAGGGUUCAGCGAAUAUUCAGCCCUAUAGCAGUUUGUUUGGCGAUCCAGUGCCCCCACCGCAGCCAGAAGAUUACUUUGGCACUGCAGCCUUUGAGACGAUACGGGCAGGAUCUAUAGAAAUACCCAGUUCCGAGGAGGAUACUCUUGUGGCUGCCGUUGCCCUCAACACGCUCAUGGGCCAGGAGAAUCGGCGAAGACUCUUCUCGGAAGUGCCCUAUAGCACCCUAAGAGCACAGUCUCAACCCAUACCACGACUGCAACCGCCUGACAUACAAAUACUGCCCAAUUCGAGCGGAGGCUCCAGCUCCGAGCAGCUCGAUUCACCGAAUUUUAUGCUUCUCACACCGCAGGACAUAGUCAAUAAGCCAGAUGUAUACGAUUGUGAGUACGAACAGGCCACACAGGCUACGGAGCACACUUUCGAGGAUCAGGAAACACAGACUGGAAAUAGGACAAUAUCGGAGCUGGAUUGGUAUCGUCCAACGCCACAGCAUUUCGCAGAGUUCAGCCGGAUACCCAAGCUGCGACCCAGUUCGAAGAUGGUGAUGUCCAUGAAGCACGAGGAGAUGCCUCUAUCUCCACUAGCCACCAUGCUGCAAGACUCAAACGGUUCGAGCAGCAGUGGGGAAGAGCAACUGCUGAACACUGAAGCACAACAAAUGCCAGUCAGAAGCGCGACACCCACGAUGGACAGAAAUCUCAUACUCUCGCCAAAGCAAUAUCUGCAGCAGCAAAGGGAACUACUACUCAGUGAGCGGCAGCUGCUUGAGAGCAUGCGGACUUAUGGCUUGGAGAAACCGCAAACACCCAGACUGCAGCAAAGUCAGCUACCAGAGUCCAGCACUGAAAUGGAGGAGCAGACGCAAUCACAGAUUUUGUCGCCCGUCGUCAUGAAGGAGUCGAUUGCAACGGGCGGUGAAUAUCGUGUGGGUGACACACGGCUGCAUAAGAAGUCUGCCUUCACCAUACUCUCGGUGCGCUCACCCAAAUCGUCGUUGGGUCACAGUCCAAGUGCCACGCCUGUGACUCAACGGCAAACAGCGAUCAGCAGGCAUCCCUCGCUACAGUCAACCACUACCUCGUCGAAUGCAGCUCAGCCACAGCCACAGCUGAGGCCGCGUCGCAAGUCGCUGACGGCCUCCCGCUUGCCGCAAUUGCCAGUUAGCAGUCAGCCGCUUAAUGAUGAUUCCCCACGGCCCUCUGUCCAAUUCAAUAUGAGCGGACGUUACAGUCCAAGCAAACUGGCCAUGCCCACCAAGGGCAUAUUGCAGCAGAGGGAUUCGUUGACCUCGUCGGUGGAUACGUAUACGCCGCGUGCUCAGAGACGCGAUUCCAUUGGUAUGACCUCAUCUCCAUUUGGUCAGCGCAUCAAAAGUCUGGAAUCGUUGCCCCUCAUUUCGCAGCCCUAUCGCAGCGCCAUACCUCGAUUGCAUAGCUCCUCCAUGGAGCUGGACAAGGAGACUAGCCGUUUCCGGAGAUCCUCAAUGGAAAUGGAAAAGGAGACAUCAGUAAUACCACCGGGCACAUUGCCGCGUCCUUUAAAGCCAAACCCGAAUCCUACACGUAAGCAGCGUGGAUUGCUUGGAGUGAUCAACAAGUCCAUAGAUGAGGACUGCCCCGGUCAACCAGCUCGUUCGAAUUGGCUGAGUUUGGAUGAUCUAACAAUGGGCACACAGUUGCCCAAGUCCACGUUCGAUCCCAUGCGCAUCCAGGCAAGACGGCGUUCUAGCUCUACGUCACCCGAGCGACGCAGUUCCACGCAAACUGCUUCAGAUCGCCGCAGCUCAAAUCUGAGCAGCAUCACCACCUCCGAUUUUAGUUUCCGCCGAUCCUCGACACUUUCAACACUGCCAGCAACAACCAAAGCAGGAAUGCAACGCCGCAAAUCAGUUUAUCAGCCCGCUAGCAAGCUGAAGAGUCCUCGACGACAGCCCUUUCCGAGCAAGGACUCAAAGCGCGCCAAGAUAGUCAAACCAAGUACUCUGUCACCCAUUAUAGGCACACCGAACAAGGAUAGCGGCAAGGAUAGUCCGCUGCAUGGCGAUGCCUACGAGGCCGCUCACAGAGAUACACCAUCCGACCUAUCGAUGCGCCGUGAUUCUGUAUCACGCAUACCUGUACGCAGUCGCCAGGAUUCAUAUCCAAACAGUCGUUCCAACUCGCCACUCAAGGACUUUGCCAAUUUGUCCAGCCUGUCCGGCAGGAACUCACGAGCCAGCAACAGUCGUUCACCAUCGCAGACCACGAUUCGCAGUAGCUUUGACAACCAGGCUCAACUCGACAGCAGAUUGACGCCUACGCGCUUUAGUAGCAGUCGCCCCGUCUCUAGAGGUCCACCCUCUAGACCUAGCUCCCGCAUGGCUCAAGCAAAGGAUAGCUUGCAAGCCAACUCCAGGGCCAACUCGCGAGCCGACUCCCGAGCUAACUCUCGAGCCAACUCGAGGGCAGAUUCACGAGCCAACUCACGGGCAGAGUCACUGGCCAACUCUCGAGCUAACUCCCGUUUGAGCGUGCGUUCAUCCAUACGUUCCACGAGCAUUUCACCAUCGACAGCAACGCGCAAUGGUCGUCAAACUAAAAUUUCACCCAAUCGCAGAAAAUCUGUUUCCACAAGUCCCAAGGGUUUGCCGCCGAAGGGCAUGCUUGGACGUAGAAUGACCCUGAGUCCUGCGGUCAAGCAGGGUAAGUCGACGCCAAAGCUCGAGCGUAAGGAAAGCCCCCUCAGCAGUAAACGUAGAAGUUCUCGCUCUCUUAUACCAACAAGUGUGCGUAGAUCUGUGUCCAAAUCCAGUUCUCCAGCCAAGAAAUCGACGGACAAACCCUCAGAUAAGUCUGCAACGCCCAAGAGCAGGAGGCCUACACAAAUCUUGUCUAAGCCGAGCCCCAAGGAGAAAUCCAACAAAGCAGAAAGUGCCAAAAAGAAAAACACCGCAAUAAUCAAACCUGAGUUCAAUCUUAAGCGAAACGGAAGUAAGAUUCUCGCGAAAGCCACGCCCAAAAGCAGCCAAGCAAAUAAGCCAAACAAAACUCCAACAAAGCAGCAAAAACAGGGGGCUGGACAAAAGAAUGGUAAAGCAGAUAAGCCAACUAGCAAAGCUAAUGGAGCUACUGGCCUACCCAAGCCCCAAGUCCGUGAAGCAGCUCAGCAAAAAAACAAUAGCAAACCUAACGGAAGUCCAGCCACUAAAACCAAGCAAAAGGAAUCGCCAGAGAAACUGGAGACAACUGCUGCUGCUGCUGCUACUCCUGCUGCUACUGCUGUUGCUGCUUCUAAGGAAACUACGGAAGAUAGCAUAAAUCCCUUGGCCAUCCAUGUGGGUAAUGCGGUGAAUGUAGCUGCAGAAGCUUUGCCCGCAGUUCGUAACGAGGUGAAUGCCAAAACAGGAGCUGUCAAGCGUCAAACUUCCAACAUGUCCAACUUGGUGCGCAUGAGCUCACGUCUCAGUUUGGUAAGCAACAAGAAGCGAUCCGACUCCGCACAGAAUCGCAAAGUGGCAACGGUUCCAGAACAGGCUCAAGAAGGUGAAGUAUCCAACCGGCAGCCUACACCACAAUCUGGCGACAGCUUAGACCCGGCUGCAACAAGUUCUGAGGCUAUGGACGGCACCACCGAAGCUCAGAAAACGGUUAAUGAACAUUUAAUUGACCAGAAAACCCAUGAAAAUGAAUCAGGACUUGCCCCAAUUACUACUGCCUCGCCCACACCCAGUGGCGUCACAAUGCUGGCCAAGGCCCAUGAUAGCGCUCCUCGGCUGGACACAGCCGAUGGUAGCAAUGCCCAGCGCAGCUCCCCCGCCGAGUUACAAAAAUCCCCCCUACCGCCCACACAACCCAUUGAGGCAUCGAUAUCGGUGCUGAAUGCCCUGGAAUCAGAUGCAGCAAGCGCUCAGCUUAGUGCUGUCCCAGAAGCCGAAAACGAAAGAGCCAAUCCUCAAGAUGAUCACGCUAAGAACUUGGAGCACCCAACAACGACAGCUGGACUCGGUGACGACUUUCCAGUAGAUGACAAACGACUCUCGCCCGAUGGCCAGGGUUCGACUGUGGGCAGUGGGGGAAUUGCCAAGUGCUACCUAAGCAUGUUGACCAAGAAGAAAAAGAACUCGGUUGUCUUUCACAUUGAUCUGCCGCAGAAUUCGUUAAUCGAACCGGAUAAAUAUUUAUUUAGAACUGGCAGUCAGGAGUUCCUAAAGGAUGAUGUGGGCAAGGCUGGCUGCUGCCGCUGCUGCACCACGCUUUGCAUGCGUUUUCGCCGCUCUCGCUGCAUGCGCUGCUGCGGACUGCGCAAGGACCGCCUGCAAGAUGCUGCCGAUGAGCAGCAGCCUGUGCUCGCGAGCAGUCGGAGCAGCGCCUCGACAACAACCCAGCUGGAGAUAGUUGAUGAGACGAAGAAGAAGUCUCGCUGUUGGCCCACAUCCAAUUGCUGCAAAAGUUGUCGCAAAAAGCCAAAGUCCACUGAGAUCGCAGAGGAGAAACAGACCAAAAUGAGCGUGGAGCCAAUGCACAAAUCCACAUCAAGCCAUCAACCAAAGCACCAGAGUAAAUGUGGCAUGUGCUUGCGCAAGGUUUUCUGCUGUCGAUCCGUCAAUAAAGUUGAUCCCAUAACGGGCGACGAGACGGAGCUGAGCAAAUGCUGCUUCUGUAUACCCUGUAGACGCAAAAGUGCCGCCGUUGCAGCGGCCACCGAGCCUAAGGUAGCUUGGCGAGAUCAGGAUCCAGAGCUGGGCAUAGCUCCCACAGAUGCCGCCGUACUAGAAGGCUCUUCAAUGGCGCCAUCGGCAGUGACAGCAACAGAAGACGUGACCAAAAUGAGUUGCUGCAAACGGUUUUGGCUGAUGCUGUUUUGCUGUCGAAAGAAACCGAGACAAGCAGCCGAUGCGCGCCGACAAAGUAUUGUAGCACCACCAACAAGUGAGGAAACGCGUCGCAAACUACAUAAUGACCUGGUGGAGUAUACGUCGAAGAUGAAGGCUGCCAUACCGGUGCUACCGCUUUACCUAGCCUGGUUUUGCGCUUUCUGUAACGUUGUAUUCCCUGGCUUAGGGACUCUACUCUCUGGUCUAUUCUGCCUUUGCGUUGGCAUUCCACGUUUCUCGCAGUUCGACAGCGCGCGCGCACGCAUUGGAUCCUUUAUCAUUAAUAUUAUUGUGGCUGUCUCUCAGUUUUUCUGUGUGCUCUUCUGCUUUGUGGGCUGGGGCUGGUCCAUUUGGUGGGGCACCAUCAUGUUAAAGUGUGCAAAGAAACUGAGCAAGAUCAAAAAGGUGGAACGGUUAGAGUUGGAGGAAGAACAGCGUCAGGCCGAUAUAGCGGCCGCUGCGGUGCGAGCCGAGGCAGAGGCGGCAAAGACAUAAACGUCUCUAAAUAUACAAUGGAUCCGAUAAGGAUGCAAAUAAAAAAGAAAGCUUCCACAUAUUGCAUACCCAUACACUUCCAAUCAAACUUCCAAUACAAAGUGAGAUGGCAGUGGACAAUCCAAUUGGAAACAACCAUACCAAUCGAGUCAAUCUUCCAAGACAUAUUUAGAUGGCAACGUAUAGUCCAAUUGGAUCCAAUCAAAAUGUUUUUUAACUUCCAAGACAAAAUAUAGGCAAUCCAAAUGGAAAUAAAUAAAAGAUCAAGGCAAACUUCCAUUUUAAAAUGGCAUAAAUCCGGAGAAGAAAAACAGAAAUUCAUUUCCACAUGUACAUAUACAUAUAUACAUGCAUACAUAUAUGCAUAAAUAAAAAUUUAUAUAAACUUUUGCAAAUAAGUGACCUUACAUGUAGACCAAUAACAAAUUGGGAUUAAUAAAAAAUAAUUUUAUUACUAAUAAAAAUGAA